Messenger RNA from Physella acuta, 2208 nucleotides. RefSeq names its product spore coat protein SP96-like. NCBI's taxonomy places the organism in Eukaryota, Metazoa, Mollusca, Gastropoda, Physidae. The record is from RefSeq and is a predicted model, not a curated record.
CUUCAAAACAUGACGGAGAUGGCAAUACAUGCUAUAACGCUGACCGUUACAUAAUGGCGACUUCGCUUAACUACCAAGAGACGCCCGAGACAAAGCUUAACCCAUGGAAGUUCUCGAACUGCAGUGCCAGUUACUUCAGCGGAUAUGUCUCAACACUCUUGCAGACUGUAAAGGGUACGGCUUGUUUGACAACUCUACUCAAUCAAGACUCCCAGAUUCCAGACACAUCCGGUCAACUGUUGGGUCAACUCUAUCCACCAUCAGAGCAGUGUGUCAUGCUAUAUGGGAACAAUUCUUAUGACUGCAGGUUACGAAAUCCCAGUGAAUACUGCAGGAACAUGUAUUGUAGUGAUGGUUUCAGUAAUCUUUGUUACAUGGCUUAUGCUCUAGAAGGUACAACCUGCGGCAGUGGAAAGCUAUGUAAGGGAGGUGACUGUGUAACGGACGCAGCAGCCCCUAUAGUUGAUGAGGAUUGUGUGUUUGGAGAUGAGUCACGGAAAAUAUUUUCUACUCUUGGGAACAAAACGUGUGCUUCACUUGUGCAGACGUCUAAACUGUAUUGCUAUCAAGAUUCCGUUUUUAAACUCUGCUGCGCUACCUGCAAGGCUGUGAAAAGAAACGUUCCAGGGUGUGAAUAUGGAGACACAUUUACGGGAUGUACGGCAAGUUCUUGUAGUAUCCAGGAAAACUUAGCCGGCUGCUGUGAAACGUGCAAUUACACUGCACCCAUAACAACAGCGGCGACUACACCGUCGGCAUCAUCCCUCGCGACAACUACAAUCACCAUCUCGACAACCACCUCAAAAUCAACAGCAGCAUCGACGUCCUCUCUAACUCAGACAACAGGAUCGACGCCACCAACACAGGUUUCAACAGCAUCAACAUCAACAGCAGCAACAGCAUCAACAUCAACAGCAGCAACAGCAUCAACAUCAACUGCAGCAACAGUAUCAACAUCAACAGCAGCAACAGCAUCAACAUCAACUGCAGCAACAGCAUCAACAUCAACAGCAGCAACAGCAUCAACAUCAACAGCAGCAACAGCAUCAACAUCAACUGCAGCAACAGUAUCAACAUCGGAUGCAGCCGUUACGGCGACGACGGCAUCACCAACAGGAAACAACACAACUACACUGCGACCUACAACUACAGAGGCAAUCGUUUGUGUGGACACCACCGGGUCAGUAAUGGACAACAUGAGCUGUUCAGACAUAGCAGAGAAAAACAUUGGCUACUGUUACCUGGCAAUGGUCCACACACAAUGCUGCUCCACCUGUGGCCGUGCCGCUAGUGGCGUGAAAGGUUGUGAGUACGGUGACCGUGAACCCACCGCAUGCGCACUUGUCAACGCCUGUCAGACCACACCAGAACUAUGCUGUCAAACAUGUAACUCGGGCAGACAAACUGCUAGCGGCAACAGCCUCAGUGUUGUGUCUGCCGGGAUCUUCUUGUUUGUUGUUCAUAUUGUAACUCCCGAAUGGUGAACAUCUAUUGCUGAGCUAUUAUCAGUCGAAUGCCUUAAUCUAUUUGAAUACGUGUGUAUAAGUGUAUUGUGUGUGUGUGUGUGUGUGUGUGUGUGUGUGAAAGUUAUAUUUUAAUCUAUUAAAUUAGUGACAUUUUUCUACUGUCGUAUUGUUACUUUACUUGAUAAAAUAUUAUUUUAUUGUCAUUUCUUUGAUUUUACUUAGUGAAAUUUUAUUUUAUAUCUUAUCUUUUACCAUAUUCAUUGAAAUUUUAUUUAAUUGUUAUAUAUUUUACUUUGUUUAGCGAAAUUUUAUUUUAUUUUUAUAUCUUUUACUUUAUUCGGUGACAUUUUAUUUUAUUGUAAUAUCUUUUACUUUAUUUAGUGAUAUUUUAAUCUCUCCUCCCAUUUACUUCCAACCUCCACUACCAUCCACUAACCGAAUACUCCCAAAACGACAUUAACCGUUUUUUAUUAAGUCCAUUCUACAUCAGCUGUCAUAAAAACCUGCAGGUCAUUUUUUUUCUGCUGGAUAUUUUCAGUAGCAAUUAUUUACAUUCUACUCAGUCUUACUGAAUACAUUCCGGAUUUACAACCAAUAAACUUUAUUUAUGUACUAAUUCACAGGUGUUUUAAAGUGGUUUAUUUAUUAUUUUAGAUAAAUAACUGAACAAUCGACGAAGUUCUUAAUUUACAUGUGAUACAUGUAAUUAUAGUUACUUAUACCGCUGCCAUUAAUUGAAUCA